Molecule: messenger RNA, 1311 nt
Organism: Daldinia childiae
Lineage: Eukaryota; Fungi; Ascomycota; Sordariomycetes; Xylariales; Hypoxylaceae
Exons: 1
Coding region: 1-1311 (436 amino acids)
Molecular function (GO): hydrolase activity, acting on carbon-nitrogen (but not peptide) bonds
Source: RefSeq, a predicted model, not a curated record
AUGAGCAAAGAGAUCACCGUGCACACGUCUUCUCUCUUCGACUCGAAGCAGAAACGCUUCGUUUCGGACCUGUCCAUCUUGAUUGACGUCAACACUGGUUUAAUAACAAGGGUGUAUAAGCGGGACGGGCCAGUCGAUGAUGCGUCGCAACCGAACACAAUUGAUCUCCGAGGCCUGACUGUUCUCCCAGGCCUCGUCGACGCUCAUACUCAUAUAUUUCUACAUUCAUACUCCGAGGUAUCUGCAUUGAACCAGAUGCGCGAUGAGAGCUUUGUCGAAAGGGUAGUAAGAGCUACGAAUCACGCCAGAGCCGCUUUGAUGGCCGGUUACACUACCUACCGUGAUUUAGGUACUGAAGGUCUAAGAGAUGCCGACGUGAGUUUUAGGGAUACUAUUAAUCGUGGCAUAAUCCCUGGGCCUCGCAUGUUCGUGGCGACGGAAUGCAUUGCUUCUAGCGGGGGCUACGAGAUACGGGUGGAGAAUGGUCUUCCUGGAGUCGGCCAGACUACGCCUCGAAUAUCAGACCCCGCUGACGGUGUCGAUGGUGUCAGAGCAGCUGUCCGCCGGCGCUUGGGGGCUGGUGCUGAUAUCAUCAAGUUCUACGCCGACUAUAGGAAGCGGGCGUUAAGGUAUCCAAAGCCCAGCUGGGUAGGCGAGAAAGACAUUGCCUUUCCUCCGUCCGACGAUGCUAUCACCGGGGAAAGGAAUCCGAAUAUCCUCCAAUUCACUCAAGAAGAGAUGAACGCGAUGGUGAUAGAGGCAAAACGCUCGGGUGCUCCUAUUUGCGCUCAUGCACAGAGCCCCGAUGCUGUCGUAAUGGCGGCUAACGCGGGUGUCACAUCUAUCGAGCACGGUUACAUGCCUAGCGAAGAGCCUCUAAAGGCAAUGAAAGAGAACAACACCAUCUUCGUGCCAACACUAGCAGUCUAUCAGGUUUCAUUAGGGGACGAUAGUGAUGCAAUGAAAGCUAUCCUCAAACACAUUAAAGCUGCCUUUGAUUGGGGAAUCAAGUUCGCCGCGGGUGGCGAUACGGGCGCCUUCGCGCAUGGAGAGAAUGUUUUUGAGCUGGAACUGAUGGCGAAGGCGGGUAUACCCGUCCUUGAUGUCUUACAAGCAGCGACAUUACACGGCUGGGAGGCAUGUGGUGGGGAUCUCUGUGGCAGAAGGUUUGGGGUGUUGGAUAAAGGAUUUGCAGCUGAUAUAAUUGCUGUUGAUGGUAAUCCGACCGAAGACUUUAGUGCGCUGAGGAGGGUGAAAUUUGUUAUGAAAGAUGGGGUUGUAUACAAGGAGGAGUACAAGGACUUGUCUUAG